Cyprinodon tularosa is the source of this 2730-nucleotide messenger RNA. Its product is annotated as phospholipid transfer protein. The coding region runs from base 159 to 1634 and encodes 491 amino acids. NCBI's taxonomy places the organism in Eukaryota, Metazoa, Chordata, Actinopteri, Cyprinodontiformes, Cyprinodontidae. Gene Ontology annotation, biological process: high-density lipoprotein particle remodeling; phospholipid transport; ceramide transport. Gene Ontology annotation, molecular function: phosphatidic acid transfer activity; phosphatidylglycerol binding; phosphatidylcholine intramembrane carrier activity. The record is from RefSeq and is a predicted model, not a curated record. The transcript is spliced from 15 exons.
AGGAGGAGGAGUCAGUCCCUGGGGAUAAAAACUCUGCACAGAGGAUCAGACGCUCAGACUGACCCAAGUGAGCAGAGCAGAAUCAACCAUCCAGAGACGCCAGAACCAACCAGAACACGUCUGGUCAGAACUCCUCCUUCUGCAGCUGAUCGGUAACAAUGACUUCCCCUCUGUUGCCCGUCCUUAUCCUGUCGUCUUUGGUGUUCAUCAUGGCGGCUGCUGAACCUGCUGGCUGUAAGAUCAGGAUCACCGACAAAGCCUUAGAUAUGUUUAAGUUUGAGACUCAGAAGUUGGUUGAAGACGAACUCACCAACAUCAGUUUUCCGGAGAUGAAGGGGACAGAAGGACGUUUCCAGUACACCAUCACUGAUGUAAAGAUCACAGAACUGAAUCUGAGGCAUGUUGACCUGCAAUUCAUCCCUGACGUAGGUUUGUUGUUCGAUGUGCAGAACUCCUCCAUCUCUCUGAGCUUCCAGCGACGCAUCCUUUACUGGUUCUUCUAUGACACAGGAAACAUUAACGCAUCUGCUGAAGGAGUGAACAUCAACACGGCUGUAAAUCUGAUCAGAGAUGAAGAAGGACGACUGAAGAUCAACAACAUCAGCUGUGAUGCCAAAAUUAAGAAAAUGAGAGCGGAGUUCAGUGGGACGCUUGGGAGAGUUUAUGAUUUCCUGGCUCGAUUUCUGACUACAGGGAUGCGCUUCUACCUCAACCAACAGAUCUGCCCAUCUCUAAAUCACGCUGCUCUGGUUCAUGUGAACUCCAUGUUGGAGACGAUUCCUGUGAGGACGGAGGUGGAUAAGUAUAUUGGAAUCGAUUAUUCUCUGAUCAGUGAUCCUGUGGUGACGUCACAGAGCCUCGACAUGAACUUCAGGGGGAUGUUCUUUGACCUGUCCAAUCAGAACCUCCCGCUGGUGAACUAUGCCGUGGAACCAGUCAUCAGGGAGUACGAUCGGAUGGUGUAUCUAGCGCUGUCUGAAUUCUUCUUCGACAGUGGGAUGUUCGCUUACUACAGUGCUGGAAUUUUCCAAAUGCACAUCGUCAACGAAAAGAUGCCUAAAGAUCUAGAGGUUUUGUUAAGGACGACAUAUUUCGGAUCAAUCAUGAUGUUGAACCCAGCUCUGGUGGAUGCACCGCUGUCCCUGCAGCUUGCUGUCAACUCCCCCCCAAAAACCACCAUCAAAACAUCUGGAGCAACUGUUUUUAUGACAGCCAUCGUCAAGGUGAUGGUUCUGCCUCCGGGUCAACCUCCAGUCCAGCUCAGCAGUAUGACCAUGGAAACAAAAUUCAACGCCAAAGUUUCUAUGAGAGGAAAACGUUUGGCUGUCCACGCUGAUCUACGCAGGUUUAAAAUCUUUUCCAAUCAAUCAGCUCUGGAGUCUCUGGCUCUGAUUCCUCUACAGGCUCCUCUAAAGACCAUGCUGCAGAUGUCUGUGGUUCCUCUCAUUAACAAUUGGACCAAGAAGGGCGUCCGGAUCCCGCUGGCUGACGGAAUAGAUUUUAUCGAGGAGGUGGUGGAGUAUCACAAUGGUUUCAUUGUGAUUGGAGCCAAUCUUCACUUCAGUAAAGGGCUAAGGGAAAUGAUCGCAGGGAGCAGUGAUGCCGAGCAAACCAACACUACCAGCACAGUCUAAGUAAAUACAUGGAGAAAUGAAGCUGGCAGCCAGAACCUUAUGACCACCUGUUAACCGUUUACACACAUCUGAGCCACUGCUGGAGGGAAUCGCAGGGCCGAAAGGAUAACUAACCAAUGUGGCUGCUGUUAUUGUACUGGUUCUACUGGUUCAACUGAUUUAGUGAGCUAUCUGCAUCUUUAUGUGAAAUAUUCAGCUCAGUUAGUUUGAGGUCCAGAUCAGAGAAGGUUUAAGGAAGUUAACACAGCAAAUAGAUUUUAAAACCACAGAAUGCAGACAUGUCUGUUUAUAAAUAGGUGACCAGACUGAGGGACUGUGUCAGUGGUCAUAACUUUCUAAUGACUGAGCUCUCAUACAAAUCCAUAGAUGAUUUACAUACAAACACAAUGAGGAAAGUGCGACUAGGGGAUUCAUUUGGACCAGCUGUGGAUGUUUUACUGACAGAAAGAAAUAUUUCCUAACGUUAAGAAACAUGUUUUCAAUUCACCAAGGUAACAUUGUCCAAUUAAGACUUUCCAGGGUGAAAGUAUUUUAUUUUUCUUCUCACCAGAUCUUCCUAGCUACACCUUCAGCCUCACAGAGGGGUUAAGUAUUACUGAAGGAUGGAGCUAAACCAUAGAGAACCUUUAGUCCACAAGUUGCAAAAAAAUAAUAAGAAAUUAAUAAGACUUGAAUUAGAUUAUAGAACCGGCCAUAGAGCUCCAGUGUCCUGCACAUUUUAGGUGUGUCUCUGCUUCCAAACCUGAAUCAAAUAGCAAAAUUACCUCCAUAGCGUAUAAUCAAUUAUCCAGAGUCCUAGUAAUGACCUGAUUAUUUGACUCAGGUGUGUUGAAGCACAGACACAUUUAAAAGCUGGAGGAUCAGAUCUGGGAAAGCCUGCUAUAGACUUUAGGCUUUCUUUUGACUGGACUGAACAUUUGUGUCUCCAGUUUUCCACAGUUUUCUCUCUUGAAAAGUAUGUUUAAAUAAAAAAACAGUUUAAUUCACACCUGAAUCAGAAAGGAUUUUUUAUGUUAUAGUUGUUAAACAUCCAGAAACAGAGGGUUAAUUUUAAGUGGCCAAACCCAACAACUGUAGUGACUUGUGACCAAUGCAA